AUGGCGAACCGCACGCCGCGCCGGCAGUUCCACCUCAAUAACAGAGACAUGAAGCAGUCCGUCAUUCUGUACCCCAGCGCCGGAAUCGGCCACGUCAUCCCGAUGGCGGAGCUCGCCAAGGUCUUCAUCAACCACGGCUUCGACGUCACCAUGGUGAUUGUCCCUCCGUUCUCCGGCCAGUUUAAGCGGGUCGCCGCGGCCACUCCUUCCAUCUCUUUCCAUGUCCUCCCGCCGGACGUCCCACCACCUUCCAUGUCCUCCCGCCGGACGUCCCACCACCUGACGACGUCGCCGGCUCCGGCUCCGGCAAGCACCGUUACUCUUCAUGCUGAAGACCCUGCGACGCACUUGCACUCGCUGGUCAUCGACAUGUUCUGCGCCGAUGCCAUCGACGUCGCCGCGAGGCUGGGUGUCCCCGUCUACACGUUUGCCCUGUCCAGCGCUUCGGCUCUGGCCGUGUUAACCCAGAUCCCCGCGCUUCUGGCCACUAGCCAGACGGGUCUGAAGGAGCUCGGGGACAGGCCCCUCGAGUUCCUCGGCGUUCCGCCCAUGCCGGCAUCUCACCUGAUCGCAGAGCUGCUGGAACACCCGGAGGAAGAGCUUUGUAAAACCAUGGCGAGCAUCUUUCGGCGCGGCAUGGACACCAGGGGAGUUCUGGUGAACACUUUUCAGUCACUGGAAAUCCGGGCGUUGCAGGCGCUCAGUGAUCCCCAGUGUGUCCUGGGCAAGGUGCUGCCUCCGAUCUACUGCGUCGGGCCUUUAGUCGGCAAUAGCGCACGGGAUCCUCGUGCACGAGCUGAUGAGAGGCAUGAGUGCCUCAGAUGGCUGGACGCUCAGCCGGAGCGCAGCGUUGUGUUCCUAUGCUUUGGGAGCAUGGGUGUAUUCUCGCAGGAGCAGCUCAAGGAGAUUGCCACUGGGCUGGACAUGUCCGGGCACCGGUUCCUGUGGGUCGUGCGCAGGCCGGCAAGCAGUAUCUAUGACCCCAAGAGGUUCCUGGGGCAACAACCUAAGCUGGACCUCGAUGCUGUGCUACCAGAGGGAUUCUUGGAGCGGGCAAGGGGCCGAGGUCUUGUGGUCAGAUCGUGGGCACCGCAGGUAGAGGUUCUCCAGCACCCUGCGACUGGUUCGUUCGCGACCCACUGUGGGUGGAACUCGAUGUUGGAGGGCGUCAUGGCUGGAGUCCCAAUGUUGUGUUGGCAGUUGUACGCGGAGCAGAAGAUGAACAAGGUAUUCAUGACCCAGGAUAUGGGUGUUGGGGUGGAGAUGGAGGGGUACCAAACGGGUUUUGUAAAGGCCGAGGUCGUAGAGGGCAAGGUAGGGCUGGUGAUUACGCAAAUCUUUUGCGUAUUCAAGAAAAAAAAGGCUGGUGAUGGAAUCUGA
This is a messenger RNA of Miscanthus lutarioriparius, 1380 nucleotides long. Lineage: Eukaryota; Viridiplantae; Streptophyta; Magnoliopsida; Poales; Poaceae. The record is from the annotation of a GenBank genome assembly.